Molecule: messenger RNA, 1212 nt
Organism: Spodoptera littoralis (African cotton leafworm)
Lineage: Eukaryota; Metazoa; Arthropoda; Insecta; Lepidoptera; Noctuidae
Source: the annotation of a GenBank genome assembly
AUGUUAAUUUUAAGUGUAAUAGUCAGUAGUUUAGUUCUUGCAGCUGCUGAAGAGGACACGAGUGCGCAAUACUGUGAUAAAACAACAAAAUCUUGCGGGAACAAUGAUGAAGUAUCUUAUGGUAAAAAACACAUAUUCUACGAUGUUAAUCCUCCUGAAGGCUUCAAUUUACGAAGAGACGUGUAUAUGAGGUUCGCUAUAAUGUUAGCUGAGGCUCAGAAACAAGGUAAAGACAACUGGGAGCUAGUUUUGCCUCCUUGGUAUAACCUCUAUCAUUGGAGGUCGGGACGCCGCCAACCAACACCUUGGAACAAAUAUUUCGAUAUAAAAUCAUUAAAAUCAUACUCUCCAGUCGUCGAAAUGCAUGAAAUAUUCUCAAAAACUAAGAAAAAGGAAUUAGAAAUCGAUGUUUUGUAUAUCUUGGAGAAUUAUGAGGAUCCAUUUGAAAACGGAGUUUUUAAUGAAAAAUGGCACGUCAAAGGCGAAUGUGAAUACGAUGGCUUGUACUGGGGGUACAACAAUGUCACAGCCAAAGAGGUUCUAUGUGUUCAAUUCCAAGGAAAAGCGUCACAACUGUGGGAAUUAAUAGCUUUACAUCCACACGCAACUAAAUUAAUGUUUUCGCAUGGCGAAAUACCUUUACACGACACCUAUGGCACAAAAUCUUACUGGGAUUGCCGUAAAAGCAUGAAAUUUAAUAAAAACCUCAUUCAUAUAGCUAAAGAUUACAUUGCAGAAUAUUUAAAGUGUAAAACGGAGAGAUGUGCUACGUACUUCAGUGUUCAUUGGCGAAGACAGGACUUUGCCCGCAGCAGAGGCAAUCAAGUACCAUCAAUAGCUGGUACCGCUAAACAGAUACGUAAAGCGUUGAAGAAAUUACCCGAUAUCAAUAAAGUUUUCAUAGCAACGGAUGCAUCAAUGUCCGAAAUAAAUAAGUUGGAAAACGCUUUAAAUGACUACGGUUACGAGACCCACUUUUUCUUACCGAGUCCCUCGAUAAUUGAGGAGUAUGGAGAUGGUGGGAUAGCUAUAAUAGAUCAGAUCAUCUCAUCUCAUGCUGCGUACUUCAUCGGUACCCAUGAAAGUACAUUUACGUACAGAAUUCAGGAGGAACGGGAGAUUUUGGGUUUCGAUAGCAGUACUACGUUUAACAGACUAUGUCCUGAUACCGGACAUUGUGAGAAAUCUACAAAGUGGUUGAUUGUCAACUGA